AUGGACUCACCAACUAGAAGCGUAUCGCCCCGCCCCAAGAACAAGAAUGAGAAGAACGAGGAUAAGGAUGAUAGUGAAGAGGAUGACAUUCACCAGCAGCUCAGCCGACUUCUCAGAAGAGAGGGGGCGAUUUUUGCGAGACCUUCCAUGUUGGCGCUACCUCGCAGACCUCGACCUACGCCUUCAGAUACUCGGAUAAGGAAUCCUCGAAAGGCUCCCAAAGGAAGAAUACCUCCGCCUCCUCUCCCCAUGGCCACCCGUAAUCAAAUGCAGGUGAUGCCACCUCCACCACCUCCUCCCAUUGAUCGUUCUUCUAUGCCACCGAGUGAAUGGGUCAAUCCUAACGAUCCCCCUCCUCCUCCGCCUCAAACCCAGGGGUUUCAGCCACCUCCACUGUCACCUAAGCCCCCCGUUGUCAAGCCCGCUCAGACACAUUACACCAUCUCUGAAGAUGCCAUCGGAGCUAGUAACAGAGACAAGCUUGCAGCGAUAGACAACGGGUCUAUCAUGCCAAUUGAAAUCAACUUCGAACCAUCCCAACCCCUAGCUCCCAUCAUACCAUCCUUUUACAGAACGCCUGGUGCGACUCGAGGCUACCGUAUCCCGACAUUUACUAAAGUCAACAAGGAGCAAGCAGAGGCACAAACAAAGCUUUCAGAGCCAAGUGCCAUGCCUAUCAGCGCCGCUGAGCUUCAGCAUGAAAGCGGGCCAUCAAAUGCGGGAAAGACAACCGAGGCUCAUGGACUGUCUCAGAUACAGGAGGAAGUAUCUCAUGACUUCGCCGACGUUACUGGAGAAGAUAUUUCUUCACACCAGAUUCUCGUCAAUGAAAAUACAUUGCAGGCAUUAAUACAACGUGUUCAGGAGUUGGAAGAAGAAAACACCACCCUUCGAGAAGAUGCAGAUAACGCUUCAACUGUUCCUACGGAAUUGUCUGCCAAAGUUCAAUUUUUCUAUUGCUUAGAAAGAAUCGAAAUGGAUGAUGACAGUAUCGAUGAAAGAAGUCGGACAGUCUAUCUUUCUCCUCCUGAGUGGGUAGUGUUUGGCGACGAUGUUGACCUCAGGGGUCGAUUCCCCAUCACAGACCCUGGUGACUACGCUGAAGAACAGGGUGCGUCACUGAUUGUCUACAAAUAUUACUCGGUGGACUAUCAAUACGACGCGGUAAAUGCAGCCAAGAGAGCAAAGCAGCCACUCCCUGAACCAGAGCCGGCUAGUCAGGAUGUCGUUCUGGUAACGGAAGAAAUGGUUGAGGCGGUUGAAGCUUUAUUUGAGCUCUUCCCUUCAAUGAGCGACGACUUUCCGUAUGUUUACGAGAUGGGCAGUUUGCAAGACCCUCAUCUCUGGUGGUAUCACUGCCGAACGAGCUUCAAAAUGGGAGCACUAUCAGAACGGCACGCCCAAUUGGUUCGACUACUCGUUGAAUGGAUCGAAAGUAACUAUGCACCUCUUUAUGACCAAAUAGACGACCAAUUCAAGAGGGGGAAGGUCUCGAGCGACUCCAUUGAGUUUCUAAUACGCCCUGGAGACACCCUCUUCGCAAAUAAGAAUGGCAGAUACAGUGGACGCGUUGCUACCACUCGACCGGGACCUCACAAACAGAAGAAGAAGACGGAUGAUUCAGAUAAGGACCAAGAGAAACAGGGAACAUACACAUGGAUUGUGGAAACACGUUCUUACGGGUAUGCCGGAAAGUUCUUUGCAGUUGACAAGGAGCUGUUCAUAGACUUUCCACCAAAGUAUAGAGGUGGGGAGAUCAACAUCACGGAUCUCAACGUUAUACCGUUGUCAUAUGCAAAGCCAAAGGUAAAAGAGAUAUUACGACAACGAGGCAAGAGGUUCUGGAAGUUGCGUGAGAAAACUCUCAUCUCAUAUGAAGGCAGUGAUUCUGAUAGGAUACAAGCGGGACAACGCUUUAUGGUGGACUUUGACACCUAUAAGGAGCUCCAUCCAGGAAACAGCUACAUGAGACAAGAAGGUUAUAUAUCAGGUCGAAAGCCGAACUUGCCAAAGGAUGGAAGCGAACCUGAGGAGCCAGAGAUUUAUCUGUUCCCUAAAUUGAUCCCGGGAUUUGACUUGAGGCGUAAGAAAUGGGUUGACCUUGAGGUCGAUCGAAUUCGAGACGUUAGUUGGAACAAAGAGGCUUUCAAAAGCCUGGUCGCAGACGAAGCCAUGAAGGAGCUUGUAUUAGCUCUAGUAACCAAUCAACUCGAUGCCGAGAAAAACACAGAUCUUAUCGAAAGCAAAGGUAGCGGUCUCAUCAUGCUUUUACACGGGUCUCCAGGAACAGGCAAGACAUUUACAGCUGAGUCGGUGGCCGAAAUCGCCAAGAAGCCUUUAUAUCCAGUUACGUGCGGAGAUAUUGGUACUGAACCUGCAGAUGUGGAGAAGUAUCUCGAAUCUGUGUUCCAUCUAGGCAAGGUUUGGGACUGUGUUGUGCUUCUUGAUGAAGCAGAAGUCUUUCUUGAACAGCGAACUUUGCAAGAUUUGAAGAGGAAUGCAUUGGUGUCUGUAUUUCUUCGAGCUUUGGAGUACUAUGAGGGUAUCCUCAUCUUGACGACGAAUCGCGUGGGGACGUUUGACGAGGCCUUCAAGUCACGUAUCCAGCUAGCUCUACGGUACGAGAAGUUGAAGGACUAUCAGCGUUUACAAAUCUGGAAGAACUUCCUAGCGAGGCUAAAGAGUCUAGGUGAGGAGGAAAGUAUCGACUUCGAUGAUAUUGAGUUGCAUCUAGAAGAGCUGGCGAACAAGUAUCCUAUGAAUGGACGACAAAUUCGUAAUUCGAUCACGACAGGACGACAGUUGGCCAAGUAUAAGAAAAAGAAGAUGACGUUUUCGCAUUUGAAGAGGGCGAUUGAUGUUGCGGAUAAGUUUGAUAGGUAUUUGGCUGAUGUUCAGGAGGGUGAUAUGGAGGAGUUUAGUGGAAGGGAGGAGAGUGGGCGAUAUACACCGGAGUAUCUUGCGAGGGCUGAUCAAAUACGAUGA
Messenger RNA from Fusarium musae, 2985 nucleotides. RefSeq lists its product as uncharacterized. Gene Ontology annotation, molecular function: ATP binding; ATP hydrolysis activity. Lineage: Eukaryota; Fungi; Ascomycota; Sordariomycetes; Hypocreales; Nectriaceae. The record is from RefSeq and is a predicted model, not a curated record. Bases 1 to 2985 code for a protein of 994 amino acids. The transcript is spliced from 3 exons.